This is a messenger RNA of Penicillium argentinense, 1725 nucleotides long. RefSeq names its product Gly-Xaa carboxypeptidase (gene cps1). Gene Ontology annotation, cellular component: fungal-type vacuole lumen. Bases 1 to 1725 code for a protein of 574 amino acids. NCBI's taxonomy places the organism in Eukaryota, Fungi, Ascomycota, Eurotiomycetes, Eurotiales, Aspergillaceae. The record is from RefSeq and is a predicted model, not a curated record. Gene Ontology annotation, molecular function: metallocarboxypeptidase activity. The transcript is spliced from 3 exons.
AUGAAAGGCCUCGCUCUCUUGGGCUUGGUGCCAUCGGCCCUCGCAUUGAACAUCCCCACACAGCAGAUUCUCUUCCCCGAGAAAGCGACAUCCCAUAAUGAGGCCAUCGAGGCUGUCGAGCCUGCCAGCCGCGAAACCUGCCCACAGGCACCCAAGGUCGCCGCACCAUAUGAUGGCUUCCAUUCGUCAUUGACGUUCCUGAAGGACGAGGCAUUCCGUGCUCGUCAGGCACAGCGGUUGUCGCGUGCCGUGCAGGUGCCCACCACCGUCGGCGACUAUGCCACGGAUCCCUAUGACGAGUCGUUUGAGCCGGUGGUGCAGUUCCAGAAGCUGCUGGAGCAGAUGUUUCCCCUCGUACACAAGCAUGCAGAGCUCGAGCAUAUCAACCGCCUAGGCCUGGUCUUCACUUUCAAGGGAGCCGACACCACUCGCAAGCCGGUUCUUUUUAUGGCUCAUCAAGAUGUCGUCCCCAUCGCCGACCCCUCCGACUGGACAUACCCGCCCUUCGAAGGACAUUUCGACGGAGAAUGGAUCUGGGGCCGCGGCUCAAGCGAUUGCAAGAACGUGCUGAUCGGUCUGAUGUCUUCAUUGGAAGACCUGCUGUCUCAGAACUGGCGCCCUCAACGUACCGUUGUGCUGGCCUUUGGCUUUGAUGAAGAGUCGCAUGGAUUCCUGGGUGCGGGCUCCAUUGCUCCGGUGCUGGAGGAGCGAUAUGGCAAGGACAGCUUUGAGUUUAUUCUCGACGAGGGCGGCAUGGGUCUCCAGAGUCUAGGCGAAGACUCUGACAUAGUAUAUGCUCUGCCUGGUGUUGGCGAGAAGGGCAGUCUCGAUCUGAUCCUCGAUCUGGCCGUGCCUGGUGGACACAGCUCCAUCCCCCCGGCCCACACAGGCGUUGGUAUCAUGUCGGAGAUCAUCUAUGAGCUCGAGCGACAGGACCUCUUCUCGCCCUGGCUCGACAACUCGCACCCAUCGCAUGGCAUGCUUGAAUGCCAGGUCCGAUACUCGCCCGAGCACGUCGAGUCGUGGCUGGCCGACAAACUGACUGAGGGUGAUGCUGCGUCGUUAGCUGAGGCGGUUGCCGAGUCACGGGGCCCGGCGGUCCGCUAUACUUUGCAGACCUCGCAGGCCGCCGACUUAUUCCACGGCGGCGUCAAGACCAACGCCCUCCCCGAGAAGAUCUCGGCAGUCAUGAACUACCGGGUUGCCCUGCAUAUGACCCCCGACCAGCUGCGUGAGCGUGCUGUUCGGAUCAUCCGCCCCAUUGCUGAGCGUCACAACAUCACGAUGCACAUUGCUUUCCCUGGCGAAGCUGACGUCCGUGAUGAUAGCGCGGAAGACCGUACUCUUACUCUAUCGCCGCUCAGUGUGCCGCUGAAGCCGGCCCCGAUCUCUCCGACUGACCCUCUGUCCUCGAAGACCUGGGCUCGCUUUGCCGGUGUGGCUCGCAGUGUCUUCGAAUCACACCCCAACCCGCUUGCAAAGAGCAAGUCCGAAUCCUCACCGACUGUCGUCGUGACCGGUGAUAUCAUGACUGGUAACACAGACACCCGCUUCUACUGGUCUCUGUCCGAGAACAUCUACCGCUGGAGUCCGUCGCGUGCUGGUGGAACUUUCAAUAUCCACACCGUGGAUGAACGUAUCCAUCUUGAUGUGCACUUGGAAGCCAUGAUGCUGUACUAUGAUCUGAUCCGCUCAUUUGACGGCUGGGAUGAGAGCUCUGAGUAG